GCGUGAUCGUUGCCGUUCGCUAUACAGUCUUUAGCCGAUGGCGGCUGUCAACUGGCGUAACUAUCUCUGUCGUGCUAAUUUUUAUCAUUUGUCCAGUGAUUCCGGAAGCCGCUGUCCGCUGAUAGUUCUCACGCACACGCGUUGAACGGGAUUUUUCUAUGAGCCUGCGAAAUUAGUAUUCAUUUGUAUGACAUCGGGCAAAGAAACAAUGGGUGAACAACCAAUUUUCACGUGCAAAGCGCACGUAUUUCACAUUGAUCCGAAGACAAAAAAGUCUUGGGUGUCCGCAUCCACAGCAGCAGUAUCUGUCUCAUUUUUCUAUGAUUCCACAAGAAGCUUGUACAGAAUAAUAUCUGUCGAAGGGACAAAGGCAGUAAUAAACAGUACUAUUACUCCAAACAUGACCUUCACGAAAACGUCACAAAAGUUCGGACAGUGGUCAGACGUUAGGGCCAACACUGUCUACGGUCUUGGCUUUUCGUCUGAGGCAGAGUUAGGAAAGUUCAUAGAGAAGUUUCACGAAGUGAAGGAAGCCACUAAAUUGGCUAGUGCCAAAUUGCAAUCGCACAGUUCAUCUGUUACCCCUGCUACUAGUGCAAAUGUUAGCCCGAUCACGUCUAGAUCGGGCAUGCCGUCAACAGAACAAGAUCUUAUAGACCCGCCGAACUCGUCAAUGAUCAAUUCGAAUGUCUCGGCAUCAAACAAUCCAAAUCCAAAUGCCAACAUGAUCUCUACUCAGAACAGUGUAAAUUUGGUAAGCAGCAGUCCCUUACCUGGUAGUUGUCAGAAUAAAGUGGAUGAUGAAUUGAAAAAUGCAGUCCAUUCAAGAUCACAGAGUAUUUCUCAGCAGAGUACAGAAAGUCCACAACAUCAAGGGAAGUCACAGCUUAGUUCAACCCAGGGUGGACAAUCAGCUGAAAUGCAGCUUAAGUAUGAGAAUGAUAGGCUGAAACUGGCACUGGCACAAAGCUCCGCGAACGCUAAAAAGUGGGAGGUCGAAUUAACUACGUUGAAAUCGAAUAAUGCUAGAUUAACGAGCGCUCUGCAAGAGUCCACAGCUAACGUCGACGAAUGGAAAAGGCAAUUACAAUUAUACAAAGAAGAAAAUGCAAGAAUUAAAGCUAAAUACGCAGAUCUGGAAUCUGGAAAAAUAGCAGAAGGCAAUAGCGAAGCGUUAAGGUUGAGGGUUGAAGCAUUGGAGAAUGAACUUAGGACAAGGAACGAAGAAAUCAAAGCUCUUACCAUGGCAACAAAAAAUAAAGAUUUUGUAGCAUUACAAAAGGAGAACGCUGAGCUUCGUGAAAUGUUAAGGGUUGUCCAUGAACAAUUAGAGCUUGCGUUAAGCGCGAACAAAGUCCAAAAACAGAAUCUGGAUACGCUGAACGUCAGACUAGCUGGGUACAUACAAGAUCUGGUAACUGUACAUCGAGAAAUUACAAACACGUUGCAAACUUAAAUUUACGUGUAGUGAUACCUAAGAAUAUUCUUCAUGGGAGUUUUGUAUUUAUGAUAUAAGCGAAGUAUACAAAUGGACGGUGUAGAUUAAAUACAAAGGGAGAAGUUCCAAAAAAACAUGCAUAGUGAACAAAAAAUAAUAAAGUAAGAACGCUAUCUUGAAAUGAUAAAGAUAGAUCGCAUCAUUUUAAAGUAUUUAUUCUGUGUUAAGUUAACGAUGACGUUUAAUGUUUUUCUUCGUAGACUGUGCCAUACUCUGAAUAUAAAAAAAUGUGUUCUUUUUUUAACACGGUUUUAUAUAUUCCUUUUUUUCUUAAUCUGUACAUUCGCAAACGUACGAGAGAGUUUCAUACAUCAGAACGAUUGUAGAAAAUGUUUUUACCUCGGCACAAACGGGAGCGUGCAUCUUUUUAAGCUAUCGCGUAUCUACGACAUUGUAUUAUAAAAAUAAUUUUAGUACUGUUUUUUAUAUAUUAUUUAAUUUAAACGACUGUGUAUUACAUUUUUUACGAAACCUGUUACAAUCGACCUUUGUCAUCCAUCGAAGUUUAUACGCAUAGUUCGUUUCUUCUACUAACUGUGUUUAAGUGUUUAAACAAAUAAAUUAUAAUUGCAAUUACACUGCAGUGAUCAUUAUCAUUACUAAUGCUAUUUCACUAAUUACUAUCGAUCUUCAACUCAUAAUUAAGCUUCGAAACUUACUAUAACUAAAUACAACUAUUAUUAUGAUUAUUAACGCUAUUAUAACUACCUCUACUGCUAUGGCUGCACUACUACUUGCUGUUAUUAUUGCUCAUAGUAUCAUCGUUAGUGCUACUUCUAUAAUUGUUACUACUGUUACUGUCCAUCAGAGAGUUGUCAUUACAUGCCUACAAAGAAACUUCUAUGAUACUUAGAAACAUAAAACAUAUCAAAAAAUGUUACAAGGUUUAGUGUAAUACAUGGUUUCCGAUGUCUUUUUGGAACUUAGCCCCUUGACGACAACAAUAAAAUUAUAAACAAAACUAAAAGAUUAUAAACACAAGGAGAAAUGCACAAUUAACACUAGUAACGUUUAGUGAUACUUAAUUAUGUAGUAUAUAUCUAUUUAAUUCAGCUGUACAUUGUAUCCAUAUUGUUCUAUCAUAUAUUAUUUACCUUUAUCAAUGGUAUCAAAUUCUAUCAAAUUGAAGAGUCUGGCAUGAGCUGUACAGAACCAUUGAUACACGGUGAUCCCCGUUAAUAUUCAGGUAUAUUUCGAAACGGAAUCACUUCUCUAAUAUUUAAUUAAACAACUUGUUUAGUUAACUAAGUUUUGUAACAGCCCACACAGAAAAUUAAAUUGUUUAGCGGAAUAUUAAAAAAGUUAUUCCGUGUUGAAAUGUCUCCGAAUAUUAAUAGGAGUCGCUGUACAUAAAAUAUUACAUGAAAAAUAUAUUAUAGAGCUCAUUCUUAGUGAGUAACUUAGCAAUCUCAACAAAACGUGAUCAAAUGAGCAACAAACGUUUUUUACAUGAUAAAUGCUUUGUUAAUCUUUUAUAAAAAAGAAAGAAGACGAUAACGUGCGUUAGUUUGUUGAACGAAUAAAUGUAAUGUUCCCCGAUGUAAUUGAUUUGUUCUUAUCAUUUGCCAUCGUCUCGUAAUUCUGAUACAUUCUAAGAGCGAUCAAGCCAGAUAUUCUUCAAUAUGUUGUACUUGAAUAUAGUAUAGGUUCGUUAGGAAACAAAAUUUAUCCAAAUGAUGCCGAACGACGACCUCUUCGAGGACGUUCAGGUGAUAUUUCUAAAGAACAAUAAUUUGUAGUAGUAAAUGAAGUGCGAAAUACUGAAAGAAAGGGCACUUUUUAUUGUACUGACAGUAUGUAUGUAUGUACGUAAAAAGAAUGUUAUGGAGAUGAAUUUUAAAUUUUAGAGGAAUUGGAAACAAAAGCCUCGCUUGCCACAUGUAAUCCUAAUAAAAACAUUCUCAGAUGGC
Molecule: messenger RNA, 3408 nt
Organism: Ceratina calcarata
Lineage: Eukaryota; Metazoa; Arthropoda; Insecta; Hymenoptera; Apidae
Gene: homer
Product: homer protein
Exons: 6
Coding region: 188-1456 (422 amino acids)
Biological process (GO): G protein-coupled glutamate receptor signaling pathway
Molecular function (GO): G protein-coupled glutamate receptor binding
Source: RefSeq, a predicted model, not a curated record